UUGUCGCAGGGUCUCAGUUCUCGCCUGGGAGCAGGGCGGUACAGUUUAGUGAGUGCAGCCAGAGAACAUCGGACAGACACCUCGGGACGCAGAAGGAGUAAAGUUCUUACGGUAGUGCCUGUGCCCAGCGCCUGGGACAAACAACAGCAACAUGCCUGCCGAUAAGCACGGCCGGACAGACUCGUACCGCGUGGCUACCAUCCCGUCGCUGCCGGACGACAACAAGACUGCCGACGGCAAGGCUAAGUCCCGGCGGAAAGAACCAUCAUCAAAGAAGAAGAAAGCAGAUAACUUAGAUGAUUUGAAACAAGAGUUAGAUAUAGAUUUCCACAAGAUUUCACCAGAAGAGCUCUAUGCACGUUUCAGCACAAAUCCAGAAACAGGUCUAACACAUGCAAAAGCAAAGGAAGUUCUUGAACGUGAUGGACCAAAUGCUCUCACACCUCCAAAGCAAACACCUGAAUGGGUGAAGUUUUGUAAGAACUUAUUUGGAGGCUUUGCCUUGCUGCUGUGGAUAGGAGCAAUUUUAUGCUUCAUUGCUUAUUCCAUCUUAGCAAGUACUGUAGAGGAACCUUCAGACGAUAAUUUAUUUUUGGGUGUAGUCUUAUCAGCAGUAGUGAUUGUGACGGGCUGCUUCUCAUAUUAUCAAGAAGCCAAGUCCUCGGCGAUCAUGGAAUCAUUUAAACACAUGGUCCCGCAGUUCGCAACGGUUCUCCGUGGAGGUGAAAAACUGACACUUCGAGCUGAAGACAUUGUGCUAGGUGAUGUGGUUGAAGUGAAGUUUGGUGAUCGCAUUCCAGCAGAUAUUAGGAUUAUUGAAUCUCGAGGGUUUAAGGUUGAUAACUCUUCACUGACAGGAGAGUCGGAACCACAGAGCCGCAGCCCAGAAUUUACACAUGAAAAUCCCCUUGAGACAAAGAAUCUUGCAUUCUUCUCUACAAAUGCUGUUGAAGGUACUGCCAAAGGAGUAGUAAUAAGCUGUGGUGACAAUACAGUAAUGGGGCGAAUUGCUGGUUUGGCAUCGGGAUUGGAUACUGGUGAAACACCUAUUGCUAAGGAAAUUCACCACUUCAUCCAUUUAAUCACUGGAGUUGCUGUUUUUCUUGGAGUUACAUUUUUCGUCAUAGCUUUCAUCCUUGGUUAUCAUUGGCUCGACGCUGUCAUAUUUCUUAUUGGUAUCAUUGUAGCUAAUGUACCUGAGGGCCUGCUGGCCACUGUGACAGUGUGUCUGACGCUGACAGCAAAGAGGAUGGCCUCAAAGAACUGCUUGGUGAAGAACUUGGAAGCUGUAGAAACUCUUGGUUCCACCUCAACCAUAUGCUCAGACAAGACUGGAACCUUGACUCAGAAUCGUAUGACUGUUGCCCAUAUGUGGUUUGAUAACCAGAUAAUUGAGGCUGAUACUACAGAAGACCAGUCAGGUGUGCAGUAUGAUCGAACAAGCCCAGGAUUUAAGGCAUUGGCGAGAAUAGCAACACUUUGUAACAGAGCUGAAUUCAAGCCCGGUCAGGAUGGAGUACCAAUCUUGAAAAGAGAAGUAAAUGGUGAUGCAUCAGAGGCAGCCUUAUUAAAGUGUAUGGAACUUGCUUUGGGAGAUGUAAUGUCAAUUCGAAAGCGCAACAAGAAAGUUUGUGAGAUACCAUUUAAUUCGACUAACAAGUAUCAGGUAUCUAUCCAUGAAACAGAAGAUGCGAAUGAUCCCCGUUACUUAAUGGUUAUGAAAGGAGCACCGGAACGUAUUCUGGAUAGAUGUUCUACAAUUUUUAUUGGUGGUAAAGAGAAAGUCCUGGAUGAAGAAAUGAAGGAAGCUUUCAAUAAUGCAUACCUUGAAUUGGGUGGUCUAGGAGAACGUGUGCUUGGUUUCUGUGACUUUAUGCUGCCAACAGACAAGUUUCCUCCUGGAUUCAAGUUUGAUGCUGAUGAUCCUAAUUUUCCCCUAAAUGGACUUCGUUUUGUUGGGCUUAUGUCAAUGAUUGAUCCACCUCGUGCAGCUGUACCUGAUGCUGUUGCAAAGUGUCGUUCUGCUGGUAUAAAAGUUAUCAUGGUGACUGGUGAUCAUCCCAUCACUGCCAAGGCUAUUGCUAAAUCUGUUGGAAUCAUCUCUGAAGGCAAUGAAACUGUGGAAGAUAUUGCACAACGAUUAAACAUUCCAGUGUCAGAAGUUAAUCCUCGUGAAGCAAAAGCAGCUGUGGUUCAUGGUACAGAACUACGUGACCUUAAUUCUGAUCAGCUAGAUGAGAUCCUCAGGUAUCACACUGAAAUUGUGUUUGCGCGCACAUCACCUCAACAAAAGUUGAUCAUUGUAGAAGGCUGUCAACGAAUGGGAGCUAUUGUAGCUGUGACUGGUGAUGGUGUAAAUGACUCCCCUGCACUCAAGAAAGCUGACAUUGGUGUGGCUAUGGGUAUUGCUGGCUCUGACGUAUCAAAGCAGGCUGCUGACAUGAUCCUGUUGGAUGAUAACUUUGCUUCAAUUGUAACUGGUGUGGAAGAGGGGCGUUUGAUCUUUGACAACUUGAAGAAGUCUAUUGCGUACACACUGACAUCCAACAUCCCUGAAAUAUCACCUUUCCUUGCAUUCAUCUUAUGUGACAUUCCUCUACCCCUUGGCACAGUUACAAUCUUGUGCAUUGAUCUGGGCACUGACAUGGUCCCUGCCAUCUCAUUAGGAUAUGAGCUUGCAGAAGCAGAUAUAAUGAAGCGUCCUCCAAGAAACCCAAGAACGGAUAACUUGGUUAACAGAAGGCUUAUCUCCAUGGCAUAUGGGCAGAUUGGCAUGAUACAGGCUGCAGCAGGAUUCUUUGUCUAUUUUGUAAUAAUGGCUGAGAACGGUUUCUUGCCUCUCAAACUAUUUGGAAUUCGAAAGCAGUGGGACUCGAAGGCUGUUAAUGAUCUUCCAGAUUCUUAUGGUCAAGAAUGGACCUAUCAGGACAGAAAGAAACUGGAAUACACCUGCCACACUGCAUUUUUCGUAACAAUUGUGAUUGUGCAGUGGGCAGAUUUGAUCAUCUGCAAGACUCGUCGCAACUCUAUCAUUCACCAGGGAAUGAGGAACUGGGCUCUGAACUUUGGUCUUGUUUUUGAGACUGCUCUGGCUGCCUUCUUAUCAUAUUGUCCAGGCAUGGACAAAGGCCUGCGGAUGUAUCCUCUGAAAUUUGUGUGGUGGCUACCAGGACUGCCGUUCUCCCUAGCCAUCUUCAUUUACGAUGAAGUGCGCCGUUUCUACCUACGCCGAAACCCAGGUGGUUGGCUGGAACAGGAAACAUACUACUAGAGUGCUCCAGGCCUGGUGACAAGCAGUGCCAGCGUUAAGCCUGCCACGUUUUAGUAGGCACAUCAGGAAGGAGGAAAGCGGUGUACCACAGAGUGUGUCAUGCGUGUACUGUUCUGCUCUUACAGUGUCUGGAUAUUUAAACAGUUACAGAAAACAGAAGAAUAUUGAUUGUUAAAAGUGCAAGAUAUAUAUAUUAUAUAUAAUUCCACUGUUAAGUAUUCUUCUACUACACUUUUAAACAUUUUGUGUUCGCUGUCCGAGGGACACGGCUGGGCCGGUUAGCUCCCAGGAAGCCAUUCUUUUUUACGUGCACUUUUGGAGCUGUCAAUAGCAGUCUACCGAAUUUGACAGGUUGCUGCAGUUGAUAUUUUGGUUUAGUGAAAAUAGCUGUUAUUGAAAUGUGGAAAAGUGUGCACAAACUCAAUGUUCUUUUAUUGUACAGUGUAUGUUGAGAAUUACAACGGGAAAGUGAAAAAGAGGGAUCUGUUAAAGAUGUGAAGUUUGAUGAAUUGCCUUGUUCUUCAGGAAAAGUGUCUUGUUUGAUAGAACCAGCUAGUCUUUUUCAGACAUGUUCAGCCUUUCUCAACCAUUCAGCUUCUUGGGGAGGGCAGGUGAUCUUUUAUGACAUUCCACACGUCUGAAUAGUUGCCUUAAGUGGAAGCUGUGUUUUGGGUGAACGUAUCAUCUGUGUAGGAAGUGAGAAGAGCUUUGUUAAAAUUUGGUUUUUCCCCAGUCAGGCUUGCUGAGAAUUUUUCCCCGAGUUGCAUCAGAAAAAACUUUCAAGAGAGAUUAUAAAGCAGUGGUGUUAACUAGAUAUUUGAACUAUCUCCAUUGAAACAUAUAACAGUAAUAAGUGCAGAUUUUUCAUAUCCUUUUUUUCUUUCCUUUUCUUUUCUUUUUGGAGGAGAAGAAUGGUGUAAAUAACACUUAAAACUAGAUCCAGAGUAUUAGUUAGCUAACAAGAAAAGAGGUGUAAAGGUUUCUGAGCUACAUAGAUGAUUUAAAGGUAAACAGUUUAAUGUCCAUGCUUGAACCGAACUGGAUACUUAGGUAAUAGACAUGCAUUAGGUUUAGUGUUUCCUUGUCGUCAUGAUACAUGGCUCAUGUGGCAGUAAUGGAUUGCAACACGCUGCUUUCUUCCCCGUGACAGCCUGAGAAGAGGGUGGAACGUUAAUUUUCAUUCACCUUGUUGUAAAUAUUUUAAAUUUUCUCAGCUGCUUGAAAUAUUUUGUUUCUAAUUUGUGUUAGCAAGGAAAACUUUCCGCCAGCUUCUUGCACAGGCUAGAGAACAAACUGUAUAAACUGUGUCAAUGUUUGGGUGUUAAAUGAACAAAUAAACAAACUUCUUAAAAUA
Messenger RNA from Schistocerca nitens (vagrant locust), 4625 nucleotides. It is a transcript of the gene Atpalpha, whose product is annotated as sodium/potassium-transporting ATPase subunit alpha. NCBI's taxonomy places the organism in Eukaryota, Metazoa, Arthropoda, Insecta, Orthoptera, Acrididae. The record is from RefSeq and is a predicted model, not a curated record. Gene Ontology annotation, biological process: potassium ion import across plasma membrane; intracellular sodium ion homeostasis; intracellular potassium ion homeostasis. Gene Ontology annotation, cellular component: membrane. The transcript is spliced from 19 exons. Gene Ontology annotation, molecular function: P-type sodium:potassium-exchanging transporter activity; ATP binding; ATP hydrolysis activity. Bases 152 to 3271 code for a protein of 1039 amino acids.